Messenger RNA from Nymphaea colorata (pocket water lily), 1367 nucleotides. RefSeq lists its product as uncharacterized. The transcript has 4 exons. The coding region runs from base 216 to 1253 and encodes 345 amino acids. NCBI's taxonomy places the organism in Eukaryota, Viridiplantae, Streptophyta, Magnoliopsida, Nymphaeales, Nymphaeaceae. The record is from RefSeq and is a predicted model, not a curated record.
UACUUUGAACUCUUUCUGAUAUACUGUUCUACUGUUGAUCGGCGAAAACUAACAUUGUUGGCGCGUCUCUCUGAACUCAUAGAGACAUUAACUUGGACGUGAGAGACUCCCACGCGGACACGCUUCUCUCGUUUCGCUUCCACAGAAAGAAGAACUCCAUCGCCUUCUUCGCGUCGAGGCAAAAAAAUACGAACAAGCUUUUAUGCUCAGCAGGCAUGGAGGACUCUGAAAAGCAACCCUCCUGCAGUUGCAUGAAACUUGCUGCAGACGGCUUCAAAAGAGUUUCCAUGGCGCAAGUGAGCGCGCUGUUUCUUGGGUCUCUCGUGAUUGUGGGGCUCUUGUUCUCUUAUGGGUAUAAUCGGGAGGGAUGGAACGAUUUCUUCUCUUUUGAUGGUUUCGCGUCUUCUGAGGAUGCAGGACUAGAUGACGUACUAAAGAGAGCGUCCACGGAGAAUAAGACAGUCAUACUCACAAUCAUAAACAAGGCGUACACGGAAAACGACAGCAUGCUUGAGCUGUUCCUCCAAGGUCUCCAGCAAGGAGAAGAGACCCAGCCUUUGAUCCAGCACCUCCUUCUAGUUGCCGUCGACCAAGCUGCCUUCAACCGUUGCCAGGAGAUUCACCCCCACUGUUACAGACUCAGCACCGGCGGCGUAGAUUUUUCCGGUGAAGAGUUGUUUAUGAGCAAAUAUUAUCUCGACAUGAUGUGGAGGAGGCUCCUCUUUGUAGCUGCCGUGGUCAGGCGAGGGUAUAACGUCGUGUUCACUGAUGCUGAUAUCUUGUGGUUCCGGAACCCGUUCCCACGGUUUUCUUUGGACGAUGACGUUCAGAUAAGUUGUGACAGAUAUAAUGGCAGGCCAUAUGAUACAUCAAAUGCCAUUAAUGCCGGUUUCUAUUUCGUUCGUUCAAAUAUUAAGACGAUCAAGUUGUACAAGUUGUGGUAUAAAAGCAAGGAUAUAGGCAUCCAUGAACAGGACGUGCUCCAAAAGCUCCAAACGAAAGAUUCUUUCAAGAAACUGGGCUUGAAAUUCAGGUUCCUGAAUACACAAUACUUUGCAGGAUUCUGUCAGACAAGCACGGACAUGAGGGAGGUGAACACAAUGCACGCAAACUGCUGCAAGAGUUUGAAAGCGAAAAUGGCAGAUUUAAGUGCUUUUUAUGGAGCCUGGAAGAACUUCACGGCCACCACCGGCCAUAAUACCACCACGGGAACGUGGCCUGAUGCCAAGGCUUGCCAUGCUUCAUGGGGGUAGCGCGGUGGCUAGCCAUGUAAUGGGCCAAAGGAGCACGAACUUCAUGGUGAGCAAGGAAAGAGUGCGCACGGGUUGUACAUGAGAACUUGUGCCAAUUCAUCAUUCUUUUCUUUC